Molecule: messenger RNA, 1699 nt
Organism: Saprolegnia diclina VS20
Lineage: Eukaryota; Oomycota; Saprolegniomycetes; Saprolegniales; Saprolegniaceae
Exons: 4
Coding region: 143-1651 (502 amino acids)
Molecular function (GO): protein binding
Source: RefSeq, a predicted model, not a curated record
CGGCAAACUCGGAGAGGUCGUGGUGCAACCUCAUUCAAAAUCGACCGUCGAAGUCGACUCGAAGUUUUCGAAGUCGUUGGAAAACCGGACAGAGUCCAACAGGCGCUGCGCGGUCGGUCGAAGCGGCUCAUUCUCCAUCCUCAUGGACAAGGUGCUGCGCAAAACCGAGAAGCUGUACGACAAGGUGCUCGAUGGCACGAUGCGCCGAGAGAAGUGCAUCUUCAAGGCAGAGAGCUACGUCCGCGACGCGGCCAAGGCUGAGCACUGGCGGCGCAAGCAGCGCGCUGCCAGCGGCAAGCUACAGAAGGCCCACGCCAAGCUCGGCAAUGCGUUCGCGUCCAGCACGUUCCCGCCCGAGCAAGCUAUAUGGUUUGCAUGCAAGUACGGCCUCGUCGACGUCGUGCGGCGUGCAACAGUAGGCAUUGACGUGCCGGACGCCAAGGCGCACAACACACCCUUCAUGAUGGCGUGCCUUGGCGGGCAUCUCGAGUGCGCCAAAGCGCUGUACGCUCGCGGCAUUGAGCUCUUGGCGGUCAACCUAGCGGGCUUCACAGCGCUCCACUGUGCGAGCCAGCACGGACAGUACGUCAUCGUCCAGUGGCUGCUCACACUGCCCGAGAUGGACCCGCACGCUCGGUCUUUGAGCUCUCUCACGGCACUCGACGUGGCGCGACGCGCGUGCGCCGUCGGCGACAAGCUCGGCUGCGUCGUCAAGUGCAUUCGACUCCUCGAGCAGCGGCUGCUGGUGUUCUCGGGCUGGCUCUACGAGAGCGUGCUCGACUCGAUCGCCAACAAGUACAUUCUCAACACGGUCGGACUCAACUGCCACACGUGGCGCCUCCGCUUCGUACUCGUGCUAGCGACGGGCCACGAGACAUCGACUUUGCAGUUUGUUGUUUACGACCAGCGCGAAAAUGGCGUGCGUCCGUCGGCGCCCGAGUCGUUUUGGAUGUAUGAAAAAGGCGACCCGCUCACACUCCCGGGCUCGAAGCGCAACAUCAACAACCGUGACCACACCUUUUCGUUUCAUGCUCUUCAGAAGCCCAGUCUCUCGGAGCCCGGCGAGCUGCAGCGCGUCGAGUGUGCUGCCGUCGACGCCCCGAGCCUUGAGAAAUGGGUUGCCUUCUUCGAAGAGAGUUUUGUCCAAGCCUCGAUGCACGCGGCCCAGCGCGACGCCAGUAGCCGGUCCAACGACUCGUUCUUGCCACCGCGCGAGGGCAGCGUGCGGCGUCAAAGCUCGGGCUCGUCGUCGACAGAGCUCUUUCCUGCCAUGCCGCCGCCGCAGUACAACGAACUCUUUCCAUUACCACCACCCGUGCCCACCAAGCAGCUCGCCGUCGACACGUUCGACGAGAUUGACGACGACCGGCGGUUUGCGGCGACGGCACCGUCGUUCUGCGAGCCAGCGAGCGCCCCGGCCUAUGCACCACCGAGUGCACCGGUGGCCUAUGCGCCGCCGAGUGCGCUGCUGCCCGCACCAAGUCGCGAGUGCGUCGUGUGCUAUGACGCGCCGCAGGUCGGCGUCUGUGUGCCGUGCGGCCACAACGCUGUUUGUAUGGAGUGCGCCGACCGGAUCAUGGCCCAAGAUGCGAAAACGUGCCCCGUGUGUCGUGCCGAGAUCCUUCAGAUCAUCCGCUUGUUCCAGUGCUAAACGAACUGCAAAAAUCAAAUCAACUUGGUCAACCAAGUGACAACGCGA